GAAAUAUUCUAGAAAGUCGCUUCCCAAAGUAAAUUGUUGUCAUUCCAAUCUUAAAUUUUCCCGGCAUUUUUGUUAGAAAUGAAAAAUAAUUCAAAAAUACGAAAAUUUUGAAAUUAUCAAAAAAUAUUUAGUUUCCCGUAUUCAAGGAAAUAUCGACGUUUUUUGACAAAAUUUCAUUUUUUGUGUAGACUAGAGCAAAAAAAUGUUAAUAAAUAAAGAUACUUCUUCUAGUUGAAACCGUCACCGCAUAUUCAAAAUAUAACGUAAUUAAUUUUCUAGAUGGAUUAGUCGUAAGAGCCGUCCUCAUGCCUGUUCCGCUCGUGCCUGUUGCGUCAACUUCCGCGACAUCUGCUUUUGGAGAGGAGCCUCCAAUUUUUGAAUCAACACCUCCAGAGAAUGAUGAUCCUUCCACCGCUGCCCUGCAGCCUGACCAACAAACUGAUCCACAGCUCGAACGAGAUGAUCAGCAACAUGAGCAAGAAGGAAUGGCCGAAGAUGACCGCGCUACUGCACGAACGUCACGCAAGCGUACGCGUAAUGUCAGUAAUUGGGCGAAGAAUGUCGCGAAACGCGCGAGGCAAGCUGGCGAGGCUUAUGUCAGUGUAUAUAAAGACAAAAGUCAAGAGGGUAAACUGAUUGCAUCUCGUAGCAUAAGACCUGGUUGCCAUGAAAAAUGUCGCAAUAAGUGUAGGACCUAUCUGUCAGAGGAGGACCGCAUUUUGCUGUUUAAAGAGUUUUGGGCUAUAGAGACUCAUAAAGAAAAGUGGGAAUAUCUUGCGAGGCGCGUUGAUACUUGCCCCGUUAAGGACAGAAAGACCCACUGGGAAUCGCGACGUAACGAAUCGCGAUCGUACAGUUUUCGCAGUAAUGGUCGCGUGGUCAAAGUGUGCAAAGUCAUGUUUUUGGACACGCUUGACAUUAAUGAGCAAUGGGUCAAAACGGCUUUACUCAAACAAGGGAUGGGAAGCGCACUCGAAAGUGAUAAUCGUGGCAAGAACUGUGGGCGCAGAACCUUGAACUCAGACUUGGUAGCAAAUGUCAAAGAACACAUACAACUGUUCCCAAAAGUUCCUUCGCACUAUUGUCGGAAAGAUAGCAAUCGUGAUUAUUUGGAUGAGAAUCUAUCCCUUCCUAAAAUGUAUACAUUUUACGAAGCCUGGAUGAAAAAAAAUCGACCCGCUGGGGAACAUAAGUUCACUUUUGCUACUUACCGGCAGUAUAAAGACAUUUUUGAUAGAGAGUUUAAUUUGCACUUCUUCAAACCGAAGAAGGAUCAGUGCGAUGUGUGCUACGCUUGGAAACAUGCAACACCCGAUGAAAGGCUCGAAUUGCAAGCAUCUUACGAUACGCACAUAGGGUUAAAAAAUCUCGCCCAAAAAAUGAAGAACGAAAAUAAAAAGACUUGCAACAAAGACUCUUCAUCGUGUGUUGCAUGCUUUGACAUGCAAAAAGUUUUGCCAUCUCCGCGUGCAGAAUCUUCUGCAUUUUAUUACAAGCGACAUCUUUCAGUGUACAAUUUUACUGUGUACGAUUGCACAAGACACGACGGUUUCUGCUACAUGUGGAAUGAAACGAUUGGUUCCAAAGGCAGUAAUGAAAUCGCCAGUUUUCUUCUCGAUUUCAUUGAGAAAAAAGUUGAGACAGGAGUGAAGAAAUUUUUCUUCUACUCAGACAACUGCGCUGGUCAAAACAAGAACCAAUUUGUUUUUUCCAUGAUGUAUCUUGCAGCCGUGCGUCACAACAUCGAAAUCACAUACAGAUUCCUGGAGACUGGACACACUCAAAACGAAGGGGACUCAAUGCACGCCUUGAUCGAAAAAAGGAGUAAAAAUGUGACCAUCCAUAGCCCUGAAGAUUGGAUUUCCAUUGUGAAAACAGCAAAGAAAGCGGGUUCAAAACAGUACGAUGUAACUGAAGUUAUUCAAGAAAACAUUUAUAAUUUUAAAGAAUUCGCGAAACAUUUGCAAUGGGAAAAAGAUAUGGAUGGAAAUAAAGUAGGAUUGUCCAAAAUCCGGGAAUUGUACGUAAAUUCAAAUCUUGAUCCUGUCGUUGAGUUCAAGCAUCAUUUCAGCGAAGAAUCGAAACGAUUAGAUGUAACAUCGGGUACAGGAGGACGUUCCAUCAAUUUGAGUUCGUACACUCUUAAAAAAGCGUACCGCGGUUUGCUACCGAUCGACAAAGCGAAAUUGGCCGAUUUGAAAGCGCUUUGCGCCAGAAAUCUUAUUCCCUCUGAGAAACAUGCAUUUUAUAAUGCAUUACGCGUAAAAAAUUCCUCGGAAUUCUAAAAGUGUCGAUCGACACAGCAAAAUUGAUCGGUUUGAAAUCGCUUUAUUGUGCCAAAAAUAGUCCCCUCUGAGAAACGCAUUUUUUCGUUACAUGUCAACAAUUUCUGGGAGUACUAAAUGUUUAAUUUCUUUAGUUGAAUAAAUAUAAUAAAAUCGAUUGCGUGCGAAAUUUUAUUUUUCAGAACGUGAAACUUUCAAAUCGCGAUUACUGAGAACAUGCACUUGGUCGAUACGAUAAAACGUUUUCGCAUAUCUGAGAUACGACGGAGCGUUUUCCAGUCGGUGAGUUACGAUACUCCGUCCUAAAGCUGCGAGAGAUACAAUGGAUCUGACGCGCGCACGGAGAUGCGUUAAAAUAAACACGGCCUGCUGAAAUACGAUACUUCGCGCCGGGCGCGAGAGUUACGCUAGUCCAUAUAGGACACGUUCAAUUACGAUUCUACUCCAAAUUCUGAGCGAGAUAAGAUAUAGCCGCUCGGGACCAUCGAGUCAAUUGUGUAAUAUGUGUUAUACAUUACACUAUUGAUAAAUGAUUUUGUGUGGGUGACAGACAAGUAUAAAAAAGGUUCAGCCCCACAUGUGGGAUAAAAAAACACAAACAUUAUUUAGUUACAAUACAUUUGUUUCUGUUGCCAAUUCUUGACCCAGAUUUUUUUUUGCCAACAUCAAGGAAAGAGCCAAGGCCCAACCUACCGAUCUUUUGAUAUUAGUGGGGCCAUUAUCAACAUGUUUUAUCAACUUAUACCCGAACACUCAAUAGCAGGCAUGUGUGUAGGAGACAAGCCGAUAUUGUCCCGAUCACCGUGAGCCCUAGAUUGGCCCUGCGGUGGUGAUGUCAGUACAGCCCCCAUUAGCAAAAUUACAAAUGACAGUUCAGUGUCUCCCCCCUCUCAGCUUUCAGCACCCCUCAUGCUCUAAUUUCGAUGUUGAUGUGUUGAGCAUGUGGUUCAGUGCAGUUUUUAAAUAAUUUGAAUUUGUUGCACUGAAUAAUUUCCGCCAAUUCUUAUAAUGUCUGCUAACAUUUGCAAAUAUUUUCUAUGGUUAGCAGUCUGUACGUAGUAUCCUCAUACCAAAUAGAAAGUUUUUUAUUUGGUUUUGGUUUGAGGUAGUAUUUAAGUAGUCUGUGGUUUAGUUCGAUUCGAAAUGUCUCAUGCUGGCACUUCACUUGCCUAUUCGUGUUUGCUUUAAGAAAACUUGACAUUAGUCUAUCCUUUUCAUUUUUUAUAAAGCAUGAUCUCAAGGACAGACUGUUGUCAAGCAGAGGGGGGACAGUUUGAUAGAAAUGACAUUAUUGUUAAGAUAGCAGCGCCUCUAGGGCAUCGCCCCGAAACUAAAGCUACAGAGUUGCUAGUAUUAUAAAUAGUAUUUUUUUUUUACUAGUAACUUGUAAUAUCAAUCAGCAUCACUGAUAUUACUAAAAUUGCGGCUAAUUGCGUACAUGCGCAUAGAGUACAUUAUAUACUAUAGUAAUAGAGAUAUCAGUUAACCUGAGCAUACAGCGCCAUCUAGCGAUUCAUGACAAUCACAAGUCAUGUACUACUGAACCGGUACCGGCAGCUUUAGAUGCGGUUAUUAAUAUGAAAAAAGGGAAAAACCAUACUGUGUUAAAGGUACAUUUUUAGAUAAUUUACCUACUAUUUGUUUACACAGUUUUUUUUGAUAAUUGUCUAAUUAUGUAGCUUUAACACAGUCGGUUAGAAUAAAUAAAGAAGUUUUAUAAAUCAAUUAUUUUUAUUUAUAUUAUUAAAUAUUUGCAUGCCAUUCUUUUAAUAUCUAAAAUUUGUACAAUUACGCACCUUUAUGGUGCCGUUUAAUAAUUUAUUUACCUCAUCACACCAGUUAUAUAUAAAAAAUCUACAAGCUUUCUUUAGCCAUGUUUUGUAAUUUGAGAUUCUUUUCAGUUAGCUUCUUCACCACCUUUUUUAAGUUAGUUACACUUUGAUCCAUUGCAGAUGCUGAAAAAAAGCUGCUGCAGACUUUUGCGCCCUCGCGAUUUUCUUGUGUAUUCUUCGUUUGUUUAGCUUAAAAUUCUUCCAGGCUGCGUUAAGUCGAUCCUCCGUAGUACUGUUUAGUUUGCGUAAACCAUUCUGUGAGUGAAACUUUUCUGAGACAGUGAGUGACUCUUUAGUGCAGUGAAAUGGCGUUUUAUAAUCGUUGUGUUAACUGUACUAUUACCUUACGAAAUCCACGUAUUGUAUCACGGGGAGUGUUGGAACUAGAUACACCUUUACGUGAUCUCUUGAUAUCUUGGAUUUCACCUAUUGAGGUUACAUCAGAAUACAGAGUUUGUGAAGAAUGCUUUGUUAUUCUUCAAACUCAAGCUCAGAUGGAUGAACCUUGCCGAAAUUAUGGACACAGAUCAGUAUGUUUGGGAUGUGGUGUGUCCGUUCUACGAGCAAGAAGCAUUCCUAUGGGUAGUAAUCGUCAUGAGUGCACUGUAAUACAAGCAUGGGUGCCACAGAUUCAGGCAGACCUCCAAAUAUUUACAAGAGUUUGCAGACCUUGCUGGAGGAGAGCUACUAGGGCGCAAGCAACAAGCACAGCAAGCUCACAACAAGAACUUUAUAAAUCAAUCGGUCUAAAACCACCGCAAGGUAAUGCUGUUAAGGAGUGUGACCCGAAGUGUACAGAUUCGACCAAAGAUAACCAAGACGGCGCAUUUAAUGAGAAAGUAUCGGAUAAAAAAAUUGAAGAUUCCAAUCCAAAAGCAGAGUUAUUAGCUGACAGUUCAAAACAUUCAGAGGAUAUCGCAGAUGGGUUAGUUUCGGAACCUUUAAAGCCUAAAGCCACAUACAGGAAUCCAAGGCUAAAAAUCAAAGAUGAAGAUGCAGAAGUAAUUGAAGAAUAUUUGAGUGACUUUGAGAGUGAGCCAGAAUGUCAACCUGAGACUGAAUCACAAGAGGACGCUGCAACAGAUGACACUUCGGAUCAAUUGUUACUGUGUCGUGGAUGUUUCGCCACUGACGUCAAAAUGUUCGAUCUAGACUCGAUGGAUUUGAAGCAAACAUUUGAAGAAUUCGUCGGAAAAACGAAGGUGGAGGAAUUGCCACAUUAUUUGUGCUCGUAUUGCGCGACAUCGCUCGUCAGGUUCUCGCAGUACAGGGAGAGGUGUCGACGCGCGGAAGUGUUGCUGCAACACUUGAGCGACAACAACAUGCUAAAUCCCACACUCAUCAAAUCCAUAGACAGGCCAUAUUACAAAGUAAACUUGAACUUGUCUAUAUCCAAACUCGUGCAUAUGGAAACCGAUGAGAUAGAAAUCAAAUCGGAAGAUGAUGAUGAAGAAGACGAUGUAAAAUCAGACCGCGAAGAAAGUGGAAUGUAUGCAAAUAUUGUAACCAAUGACAAGACGUUACAAACGGAUGAAGGAAUUAGUGAAACUAAUCCAUCCGUUAAAUAUUUACAAAAGGAUGAUGUAGCAAACAUGGAUAUUGAUCGAUCCAUUGUAUAUUUGCAAGAAAAUGAAGAAGGAAUUAGUAAUAUAGGACAACAAGAUGUUGAAGCGGAAAUCGACAAUAUUGGACAAUACGUGGAUUGCAUCGAAGAAAAUGAUCCAGAUAUAAGUGAUACCAAACAAUCUGAAGAUGACAUGGACACUAAAGUUAUAAAAGAGUUUUUAAAUAGGAUAAAUAAAAUAAAAGUUCCUUCAAAAAAGAAGAGUAUAGUGGAUACGUAUGAGAAGGAAUUCUCUAUGGAAGUAAAGAUUUUGACCAAAGAGGAGCAAUUGCAAUUCGUGCAGGCGAGGAAAUCGUCAAGCAACUAUUUAAAUUCAAAAUUUAGGUGCGACCAUUGUUUCAAAGGCUUCAUGUCUUCUGAAAAGUUUAGAAAUCACUUCAACUGCUUCCAUCACCCGGCCAUCGGUGAGCUCGAGUGUUCCAUGUGCCGAGCUAGAUUUGACAACAGAAAGAAGCUUCACUAUCACAUGGUCAACCACAAAUACUUAUUCAAAUGCAAGAUAUGCGGGUUCAAAACCACAAGACGCUUUGGUGCCAAAAAUCAUCAUUACAAACAUGCAGGACGAAAUUACACGUGCGAAUAUUGCGGCAAAUCAUUCAAAUAUAGCACAACUUACUUGUCACAUUUGAGGCUAAUCCACCGGACCGGCCUCAAUGUGUGGUGCAGAUUGUGCGGGGAUUCAUUUUUGAGCGAUUUAGGUCUCAAAGCUCAUCGAAGAUUAAUGCAUAUGAAUAUUGAAUAUCAGUGUCUGCAAUGCGGUUUAAGUUUUCUCAACGAAAGUGCGUUGUUAGUACAUAAUAAUGGACAGUGUGUGGAUAAUUGUUGUGCUCAGUGCGGUGAAAGUUGCCCCGAUGAGGAGUCUUUAAAAGUUCAUUUUACUGAUAAACAUGGUAAAGCCAAAUGUGCCUUGUGUAAUGUCGAGUUUAAGUCCCGUGUUGCGUUAGAGAGUCAUUUGGAAAACUCCAGUGCGAAGUGUAGGAACGUUAAAUGUUGUGUUUGGUGCGGGGAAUGUUAUUUGACGUCGGAUUUGUUAAAUGAACACAUCGCUUUUCAACACAACAAAUACAAAGUUUCCUGUUCUGUGUGCAACAAGGGAUUCCCCACCAAGAAGUCGUACAAUGACCACUACAAGCAGACCCACUGGGAAUCUAAACCACGCGGGCGACGCGACUUCAUGACGUGGCCCAGACAAUGGGGCCUCGUCGAGGGGGAGGAGGGAACAUAUAUAUCCACAUAUAACUCGCAAACCUCUGACCAACAGGAGGGUAAGGGAGGGAUAGUCUGUGAACUGUGCGGGAAAACUUACCCGAACAAAUUGUUGCUGAAGUUACACCUUCACCGACAUAGCGGUGUGAAGCCGUUCGCCUGCUCGGUAUGCGAUAAGAGAUUCAGCAAUUCUAUGUCACUCACGGUACAUUCCCGGGUUCAUACAGGAGAGAAACCUUAUAGCUGCGAGUAUUGUCCUAAAAGGUUCGCAAGAAAAUCCGCCAUCAACAGGCACACAUUGAUACACACGGGGGAACGGAGGCACAUCUGCCAGAUCUGCAACAAGGACUUUGUGACGUCAACAGACGUAAAGACGCACAUAAAAACUGUGCACCUGAAGAUUAUCACGCCGAGAGUCAGGCGGAGCAGAUCCAACAAACGUGGGGAUUGUGAAGGAUAAUUAAUUAUUAAUUUAUAUAAUAUUUAAGUGAUAUUUAUUAAUAAAUCAGUGAUUAUGAAGAUUUUUUGUUGUAUCAUUUUAAAGUUAUAGUCCCAGAUGAAGUAAAGAACGAUGAUGUUUUAAAGUUAUAGACACGUCAUCAUCAUCAUCAU
Molecule: messenger RNA, 7559 nt
Organism: Chilo suppressalis (striped riceborer)
Lineage: Eukaryota; Metazoa; Arthropoda; Insecta; Lepidoptera; Crambidae
Source: the annotation of a GenBank genome assembly